ACAAGAUGUCGCUAAUCGAUAAAUUGCAAGAACAAGAACCCAUCCCUUUGGCUGACGAUGACCCACAAGUAAUCAUUAACGAUGAUGAUAAUCAUCAAACUAGCAAUAACAUUGGACAUUCCAUGGAUUCUUUACGUUCAUCAUUUACCAAUCGCAGCUCAACACCAGAUUCUCACAAUUCGUUAGAGCCCGAAAUAAGCCCAGACGAAAAAGAGGAGAAAGCUCGUCUAAUAACACAAGUUUUGGAGUUGCAAAACACUCUGGAUGAUUUGUCACAACGUGUUGACUCGGUCAAAGAGGAAAAUUUGAAAUUACGUUCGGAAAAUCAAGUAUUGGGACAAUAUAUUGAAAAUUUGAUGUCAGCUUCAUCGGUAUUCCAAUCGACAAGUCCCAAUGCUAAGAAGAAGUAA
Musca vetustissima is the source of this 410-nucleotide messenger RNA. RefSeq names its product short coiled-coil protein B. Gene Ontology annotation, cellular component: trans-Golgi network. The record is from RefSeq and is a predicted model, not a curated record. Bases 6 to 410 code for a protein of 134 amino acids. The transcript has 2 exons. NCBI's taxonomy places the organism in Eukaryota, Metazoa, Arthropoda, Insecta, Diptera, Muscidae.